UCGGCUUCGUGCGGUCGUUUUCUUCGAGCGUCGCGUCGUGUGGUUUCUUGGGUUCUUUCACACCGGAAUCAUUCUCGCUCAUGCUGCAACUUCACCACGCGUACUACCUACUGUUUUUAGUUUAUCUUUUCGCUGGAACUUCCAUCGUCAUCAAAGGGACAUUGUUGUAAACAGUCAGUGACAGUAAAAAAUUUGGAUGUUUUUCUGUUUGAAACCAGUAGGAAAAGAGCAAAAGACUUUAUUAUCCGUCAAGAAGUCGUAAUAUCGUUUCGGAUUUGUCUUGUCUCCGUCAGCCGUGGUGUGGUGUGGUUCAGGAACACCUUGAUCUGCUUCAGCUCUGCGUCUGUUGCCGUGCGAGAGGAAGGAGUUUUUCUUCUUGCUUUUUCUCCCGCCGCCGACCACGACCACGGAUGGUUGUGGUGGAUAGUGGAGCGUUUUGAGUUGUGUGGUGUUCGCGUUUUUGUUAUUUGAACAAGAGAACCGAAGGAUAAAGGAAUUCCUCAACAGAGAAGAGUGCGAUGGACUCCGGGUUCUGGCCGUUCUAGCUGCUGGCAAUGUUUUCAUGGAUUGGACGGUGAACGCAUGGAUGGACCAGCAUAGUGUUGUUUAGAUUAUCGACCUUUCGUUUGGAUUGGAGCCGAAUUAAAUUCAGAACGAUUCCGAUCUGCUGGAUAACGGUAAAUGUGCGUAGAUGUGUGAGUUGAAAGAUUUUAUUUUUUAGCCUAUUGUUUACGUUCCGUCUACCGUUGGCCAAAGUGUGUAAACAAGAGUAUGAUUAGUGCACUGACGAGGGCAAGUAAAUAACAUCAGUAUCUACCAGUAGUGCAACGACAGUGACGACAGUUUUAUAUUGCGCAAGAUAUUUUUGAAGAAAUAACUAAAUGGGACCCAAGUGUGGAAUGUGUACCUUAAUUGAUGAUUAAAACAAAGUGUAACUAUUUUGCAACGCAACCAACAGAUCAAGGCUAAAAUCAUCUGUGAGCUACAACUGCUUCAGUGCACCAGUAUAGAGUGCUCGUUGAGAGCCCCGGUGGUGGUUAUUCUUCUGAAAAGGUUUCGCAAAAUGUCAUGUGGCAGCAGCACUUCAGAAGCUGGUUGGUUGGCUGACAGUGUUUGUGCAAUGUGAUGCCCGAGAAGAGGGAACGAAAACGGAAUAAGGCAAAGAUCUCACAUUGAUCUGAUGGUGGAAAGUCCCUGGUGGCGGCUCGUUGGAGGAGAAUAAGCCGUUCUCUCAAGUGGUACGGCACUGACGAGUUUGGAUUUUUGCAGAAAAUCUUCAAAGACAUAAGAUCACCGAUGUCUACACAUUUCACCGGAGGCUCGCUCGAUUUUCGAUUGUUGAUCAGCAGCACAACUCCACAGAUGAACAGCUGUUGAUGUUGACGCCAAACCAAAACCAUCUUGAACUAAAGAAAAAAAACGAAAACAGAUCAACUGUUUGUGUGCCUGCUCUAUACGAGCGCCUGUUCCAGUGAAUAGUUAUUGUCAGUCUGUUGAAUCUAGUUUUUUAUGAUUGUUGUGAAAUUUCAUUUUGUAGCUUUUCUCAAUUAGGCAAUCAUCAAUCGAUGAAGAAAAAAUCAAAAUGUAAAAUUCAAGGCUGAAAAUUAACAGUGAUCGAGAGAUUUGUGAAUUUAAAUAGUGUAAAUUUGUAGAAAAAGUGCAAUUAGAUCCAGGGAAGUGUGAAUCAAGUCCUAAUGGUGUUUAUCAACGAUGACACAAUCGGAGGAUUCGAGAAAGGAUGGUCCAUCGGCAGGUGGAUUUCAACCUGCGACGCCUCUGACUCCACAGCAACCGCAGCAACAUCUGCAGGUUCCGGGGACGCAACCCGGCCUGCCAAGCGUCACAGAUACCAGUCGUACCUAUGUGUUUCCCGGUCCAAGUGUCACGGCCGGUAGUGCCGUACCAGUGAGCGGUGUCAAUGCGAGUCGAACAUUGUUCGAAAACCCUCGCAGUGGAGGCCAUUCCCGUUCGAUUAGUCAUGGAGAAGGUUCCUUUGGAAUGGUCGGAGCAGCGGGUAGACCGUCGGCUCUCAAAUCCGCUGUCAAAGGAGGUCAUCAACGGGCGCUAUCACAUGGACAAAUCACGGACGCCCCGGUACCUCGAUCCGGCCAUAGUCGAGUUGGAUCCAAAACAGAUUUCAUCCUACCGCCGGGUCACAAGGAACAACCGGAAACUCGGGAAACAGGUACAGCUUCCACGUCCGCAAAAGGCCAUUCACGGCAGGCUUCGCGAUCGGAAUCCAUUUACACACUGCGAAGGGCCGAUCGUCCUCCCUGGUGGAAAAGAUUCAUGUUCUGUCGCAGCAGCAAAUUUGAAGACCGGGGCUACCGGAUAGUAGUUCCUAACCACACAGUGCCUCCGAAAACACCAAAAAAUGACCAUCCCAACGGUCGCCUAGUAGGGAACAAAAUUCGGACUACCAAGUACACACUGCUAUCGUUUGUGCCGAAAAAUCUUCUCGAGCAGUUUCACCGAGUCGCGAACCUAUACUUUAUAUUCAUAGUGCUACUGAACUGGUUUCCCCAGAUUAACGCGUUCGGAAAGGAAAUUGCCAUGAUCCCGGUACUGUUCGUGCUGGGCGUGACGGCAAUUAAGGACCUGUUUGAAGACCGGCAGCGACGGGCGUCAGACAAGCGGAUUAACAACUCGACUUGCCGUGUUUACAAUGGGGAAUCGGAACGCUACAAGAAAGUACUAUGGCAAGAUGUGCGUGUGGGCGACCUGGUGCAUCUAUCGAACAACGAGACUGUCCCGGCAGAUAUUUUGCUGCUAAAAUCAAGCGAUCCUCACGGGGUCUGCUACAUCGACACCUGCGAUCUGGACGGAGAAACGAACCUCAAAAGGCGACAGGUGAUACGAGGUUUUGCCGAGAAGCAGCACAUUUUUACGGCCAGCAAGUUUACGAGCCGUGUCGAAGUAGACACACCAUCGACGAAAAUCUACCGGUUUCAUGGAGCUGUGAUACACCCAUCGGGUGAACGGGUACCGGUGUCCACCGAGAGUCUAUUGCUGAGAGAGAGUCGACUUAAGAACACGGACUACGCCGAGGGAAUCGUGGUCUACGCCGGACAUGAAACGAAAGCAAUGCUAAACAAUAGUGGCCCUCGGUACAAGCGGUCUCAAAUCGAGCAGCAGAUGAACAUCGAUGUCAUAUGGUGCGUGAUCAUUCUCAUCAUCCUGUGUGUGAUUGGUGCCAUCGGAUGUAAGAUGUGGCUCGCAUCGUUCGUGGCUGCCAGUGGGAACAACAACGAAACAUAUCGUAUUCCAUAUCUUCCCUUUGAGAUCAAUCCGGACUACGAGGGGUUGUUGGCGUUUUGGACGUUUGUCAUUAUUCUGCAAAUCAUGAUACCGCUGUCGUUGUACGUGACGAUAGAACUGUGUAAAAUUAUGCAGGUGUAUCACAUACACAAUAGCAUAGAAUUGUACGAUCAGCAAACGAAUAAGCGAACCGAAUGUCGAGCAAUGAACAUCACCGAGGAGCUUGGUCAGAUCCAGUAUGUAUUUUCGGAUAAAACUGGAACAUUAACAGAGAACCGGAUGAUCUUUCGGAGGUGUACAAUCGUAGGGGUGGACUACAAUCAUCCCGAGACGGAGGAAGAGAAAGAACUGACCAAAAUCGGAGGUCCCGUGCCGUACCUUCAGCCAAAUAUUAGUUUAGUAGAGAAUUUAAAUCAGAUUAGCGAUUCUGAUCAGCUUAGCGGUAGUGCGCAACAGAUACAGGAGUUCUUUCUUGUGCUGGCCAUUUGUAAUACGGUGGUUGUAAGUGCUACUCCACACAAGGAUCUAAUGAACGCCAGUGGUGUGAUCGAACUGAAUGAUAGUGAUACUAGUGUAACGCUGGUCCGACCAGUGCUAACCGAUGCAAUAGCAAACGGAACUGAUCCCGCUAGUGAUAGGUACGCGCGGUUGACUGAAUCGCGAUCAAUCACGCCUUCACCCCCUCCGAGUGCUCCUUCGUCACUGCCGUUGAAACAAACCCAUGUGCCAUCGCUGUCGCCCAUUAGCAGCUCAGCGGAAACAUCCCCCAUGUCGGAAAGUCCUCCGAUGAAGCUUAAAGCAAUUACGCCCACGGCGCGAGUGAAAUCCCUAGUAGCCAAGCUACCGAAAGGUCCAUUCAAGUCUAAUAAUAAGAACAAGUUCAACAUGAAUAGCGUUAAGUUUCCCAAGUCCCUCUCCCAGGGUUCGACCCCAAGUGACCGACGACCGAUCUUCGAGGCUGAAAGUCCUGACGAAUUGGCGCUGGUCAAUGCUGCGUACAGCUACGAUUGCUGUCUGAUCAAUCGUAGUCCCAAUCACGUUUUAGUGAAUGUCCCAGGAGAGGGUGUCAUGGAGUACGAGGUUCUCAAAAUUCUACCCUUCGAUUCGAACCGCAAAUGUAUGUCUGUAGUUGUCCGCAAGACUGGAACCCAAGAGGUUGUCCUCUACACAAAAGGUGCCGACAGUUCGAUCAUGUCUAGUCUUGCCCCGUGUGCUCCUGGAUCGGAAGAAUAUCGCCUGCGAGAGCAGACGCAGCAUCAACUGAAUCUGUAUGCACGUCAAGGUCUACGUGUGCUAGUAAUGGCAAAACGAAAACUAAAUGCAACGGACUUUUCCGAGUGGUACACGCAGCAUCAAGAGUGCGAACUGAGCAUGGAGAAUCGCGAGAAAAAGAUCAGAGAAUCAUUCAGUCUCCUGGAGCGAAACCUCACGCUGCUGGGGACAACCGGUAUUGAAGAUCGUCUCCAGGAAGGUGUCCCGGAAGCAAUUGCUUCCAUUCUGCAAUCUGGUAUUGUGAUUUGGGUACUGACCGGGGACAAAACCGAAACGGCGAUCAACGUUGCGUACUCUGCGAGAUUGUUCAACGCUCAGAUGGACAUUCUCCGGUUAACUGCGCGAUCGCGUGAUUCUGCUGAAGCUUGCAUAAAUUUUUACCUGAAUGAGAUCGAAAAACAGCUGAACGAUGCGGAUUUCUCGAUCCGAAGUGAUCGCGAAAAAGGGCGUGCGUUGGUCGUGGAUGGCAAGACGUUGACUUUUAUCCUGGAUCUGCGGUCGAACUUGACGAAACCAUUCCUUAGGCUGACGAAGUACUGCUCAUCGGUUCUAUGCUGUAGAGCUACACCCUUGCAGAAAGCGUUCCUGGUGAAGGUGGUGAAGGAGGAACUCCGAAUGAGCACGCUGGCGAUUGGUGAUGGGGCAAAUGAUGUUUCAAUGAUUCAGAUGGCCGAUGUUGGAGUCGGAAUUUGCGGUCAGGAAGGUAUGCAAGCUGUAAUGGCGUCGGAUUUUACGAUAGCAAAGUUUCGAAUUUUGGAAAAGCUUCUGCUGGUUCACGGUCACUGGAAUUACGACCGACUGGCUCGGAUGAUCAUUUACUUCUUCUACAAAAAUGCGGCGUUCGUGUUCCUACUGUUCUGGUAUCAACUCUACUGUGGUUUCUCCGGUGCCGUCAUGAUUGACGAAAUCUACCUGAUGAUCUACAAUCUCAUCUUCACUGCCCUGCCUCCUCUUGCCAUCGGUGUCUACGAUAAGAAGAUAAUCGACGAUUUACUGCUCAACUAUCCACGUCUUUAUCGGCAUGGCCGUCUGGGGAAGGGUUAUAAACCCUACACCUUCUGGAUUGUCAUGCUUGAUGCGCUCUAUCAAAGUCUGGUAAUAUUCUUCGUCACUAAAGCUGCCUUCUGGGACUCGGAUGUAGACGUGUGGGUAUUCGGUACAACCAUAACGUCGUCCUGUCUGUUCGCGAUGCUGCUACAUUGUGCCAUAGAAAUCAAAUCAUGGACAAUCCUCCACGUAUUAUCAAUCGUAAUUAGUAUAGGUUCGUUCUACGUUUUUGCCUUCGCGUACAACACCGUAUGUGUGAGCUGCUUCGGACUACCUUCCAACUACUGGGUGAUCCACAUGAGCAUGAGUACAGUACAGUAUUAUCUGAUUACUGCCUUGACGGCAGUUCUUGCCUUGUUGCCUCGCUUCAUAUACCGCGUAGUGGAGAACACCGUAUGGCCGGGUGAAGGCGUCCGCGUUACGCUACAGUACAAAGAAGAAAAACGAAGAGGUGAGAAUCUGCUGGUGACCUGGUCCCGGUCCACGUCCGCCUCGUCUAUAUUCAGGUAUUUAACGACGACAACAACAACCACGACCACCACCACUAUGACCACUACCACGACGUCCUCCUCUAGCAAGAACCCGGGCUCAAAGGGAAGCACAUUGAAGGCGCGCAAAAAGCUAAACGCCGCAGUCGGCAUUCUGGAGCGUAACAAUCCCCAGGAACGGUUCGGCUAUUAACGGCACCAUACUAGGCUCGUGCGCUUGAAGUGCUUGAAGAUGAAGAUUGCUUGUGGUUCGUUUGUACUUGCCAUCAAGGAUCAACGGUAACGUUACGCUAGAAAAUUUUCCGACAUGUUUACCUACUAUUUGUGUGCAAGUUUGCCUUGGAAUGGUAUUUUUUUUCCCGGUUCUGGAUAUUUUUUUAUAGGUUUGAUUUAUCUAAAUGCACAGAUUUCCUUGUACAGCAUUUAUACACGCAAGUUUUAUCCUGUUUGAAUUGUUGUUUUACUGUAUGAUUUGUUUGUAGCUGCUAUUUGAAAAGUGCACAUUAUGGUAUCAAAGAGAGAAGGCAUUGUUUAAAUGGUAAGUCACAUAAAUAUAUAAAGGAGAGGCACAUGCUUUUGAGUAAAAACAUAUUACCGACAGACAAUUCGGAGGAAAUUAUUAAAGAACUCUUUGAGAUCUUCAAAAAUAAUUCCAUGUGGGAAAACGGGAGAUCCAGAAGUUUUUUUUUAGGAUUUCUUAUAGAUUUGAGAGUUGAAAUCCUUUGAGUUACACAAAAGUUGUAUGAGCAUGAAAAUAUUCAAAACAAUCCUUGUUCGAUUCUGAACGUAUGAGAUAUUUGGAAGGAAUUACGGUAUAAGCUAAAAUAAUCCAAGCAAGUUCCAUGACGAAUUUUGAUGUAAUUUUAUUGUGUUAAGCUCAAACCGUAUUUUCCAUACAAAAAUAUCUUUUUUAUGUAUAAAAAAAUACGGUAAACGAGAAUAUGGGUGCAUAAUAUUCAUACAGAUUUGUAUGGAAAUAAUAGGUCCGUUUCUGUGCUUGCUUUUUUUUAUUUUUGCUGUAAGUUGCUGCAGCUUUCUGUAAGUUGGUGUAUGCAAAUAAUAUACUGCAGAACCGGGUGGCACAAGGUACUUUUGAAUAUUUUGGAAUCGUAAACUAGAUUCGGAGAUGUAAAUGUCAUGAAACUAAAUGCGGUCUGAAAUGAAUAAAACCCGUCAGUUGACACAUCAAAUGACAUGAGAAUUCAAAAACAAGUUCAAUGGUAGUCAUAAUUAGAGCACAGCGCUAUACUGGCCACAUUCGGCCAUAUUCCGGGAACCCCAUGCCCCAGUCUCUAGCUAAGGGUUUAAAGCAGAUGAUAAUUCAUCGUAUGAGCACUUUAGAAUUUCUGUUAGUAAGUAAGGGUAAGUUUUGAGCAUUGGAGGAUUAAGAUACGUUCUCUAUAAAAUCGUGGAUAGGACAAAGCUUUGACUGUCCAGGUAUUUUUGUGCGUAGGACAUGUCCAACCCAGUACGGGUGCAGACCUGAUUACUACCACUCACAGUGCCUGUAUCGACCAUGGGGAACGCCGUUUGAACAAGAUCAGAAAAACACAGAUUUU
Molecule: messenger RNA, 7624 nt
Organism: Ochlerotatus camptorhynchus
Lineage: Eukaryota; Metazoa; Arthropoda; Insecta; Diptera; Culicidae
Product: phospholipid-transporting ATPase VD
Exons: 11
Coding region: 1711-6258 (1515 amino acids)
Biological process (GO): phospholipid translocation
Cellular component (GO): plasma membrane
Molecular function (GO): ATP binding; ATP hydrolysis activity; ATPase-coupled intramembrane lipid carrier activity
Source: RefSeq, a predicted model, not a curated record